This is a messenger RNA of Perkinsus marinus ATCC 50983, 939 nucleotides long. Its product is annotated as 3-demethylubiquinone-9 3-methyltransferase, putative. The coding region runs from base 1 to 939 and encodes 312 amino acids. The transcript is spliced from 4 exons. Gene Ontology annotation, molecular function: 2-methoxy-6-polyprenyl-1,4-benzoquinol methyltransferase activity. Lineage: Eukaryota; Perkinsozoa; Perkinsida; Perkinsidae. Gene Ontology annotation, biological process: ubiquinone biosynthetic process. The record is from RefSeq and is a predicted model, not a curated record.
AUGGUCUCCUUCGGCGUGCUUGGGACGUCGACGGCUGUUGUUCUGGCAGCACUGCUAUUCUCGAGGUCGAGGUUCAAUCCUACUCCCUAUCCUGACAGGCUCGCCGUCAUAAAAGAAGAAGAUACUCGUAUCGACAACCAUCUAUAUGAUGAUGUUUCUUGGUGGGAUGAGGAAGAGAUCGUCUACACUCUGAGAAAGACCAACGUCAUUCGCUGUCCUUUUUUCCAUCGUCACCUCUCCAAAGGCGGGAAGAUCCCUUCUAAAGGAAGAUACUUGGACGUGGGUUGUGGUGGCGGCCUCUUGACUGAAGACAUGGCAUCAACUUACGGCUAUAAUAUCACCGGUAUAGAUAUCAGUGAGGCAUCCCUACAGCAAGCACGAGAGCAUGGACGCCAUAUUCCAAAUCUGCACUAUCAAGUUGGAUCGGCAUACGAUAUACCAUUUCCUGAUAACUCCUUCGAUGGUGUUAUCAUAUCCGAAGUGCUGGACCACUUAAUGGAUCUGCGGAAGGCUAUUCAGGAGAUCUAUCGUGUCCUCAAGCCAGGCGGGGUUGUCGUAUUCGACACUAUAUCGAGGAACUUCAAGAGCUACCUUCUAGUGUGGUUGAUUGCUCAGGAGAUCCUCCAGGUCAUGUACAACGAUACCCAUGACUGGAGACUCUUCAUCACUCCCGAGGAGAUGGAGCGCCUGCUGAGUGAGACUGGAUUCGUCGUAGGUGAGUGUGCAUUUGGUGUCUGCGCUGGUUUCACAAGGCUUGGUUCGCCGAAGGAAGAGUGGAUUGGGAUGGACUAUGAAGACAUCCCUUUCAGGAUUGCUCGCUAUAUCCUCGGUGGUAUGAAGCACAAACAUCAAGUCUUUGAGGGUAACCCUGUGGAACUGCCGGGAGAUCUGAGUAUGAUCUAUGGCGGAGUAGCCAGGAAACCUCAAGAUAGCCACUAG